Salvelinus fontinalis (brook trout) is the source of this 3502-nucleotide messenger RNA. RefSeq names its product sialoadhesin-like. The coding region runs from base 1135 to 3126 and encodes 663 amino acids. The record is from RefSeq and is a predicted model, not a curated record. NCBI's taxonomy places the organism in Eukaryota, Metazoa, Chordata, Actinopteri, Salmoniformes, Salmonidae. The transcript is spliced from 7 exons.
UGGGUUCACGCCCAGGCUCUGUCGCAGCCGGCCGCAACCGGGAGGUCCGUGGGGCGACGCACAAUUGGCAUAGCGUCGUCCGGGUUAGGGAGGGUUUGGCCGGUAGGGAUAUCCUUGUCUCAGUAUGUAAAAUGUAAUAAAAUGUAUGCACUCUACUGUAAGUCGCUCUGGAUAAGAGCGUCUGCUAAAAUGACUAAAAUGUUUAAAAAAAUGUAAAAUAGAUGGAUUUUUAUGGGGAUUUUUGUAUUGUGCUAAUUAGAUGUCCGCGGGGUGUGGACAUUGACCUUAGAGGGCAAUCAGAUUUAUUGAAUUCUUCAUGUUGUCUAUAUUAAAGGGCACUUCAUUUACCAUAACAGGCUUUUAAAAUUCAAUAUUACUACACAAAGGGAAGUGUAACGGAUGUGAAAUGGCUAGCUAGUUAGCGGGUACGCGCUAGUAGCGUUUCAAUCAGUUACGUCACUUGCUCUGAAACCUAGAAGUAGUGUUGCUCCUUGCUCUGCAAGGGCCUUGGCCUUUGUGGAGCGAUGGGUAACGAUGCUUCGUGGGCGACCGUUGUUGAUGUGUGCAGAGGGUCCCUGGUCCGCGCCCGUGUCGGGGCGAGGGGACGACGUAAAGUUAUACUGUUACCUUGAUGCUGUUGACCCGGAUCACUGGUUACUGCGGAAAAGGAGGAGGUUGAAAGGGGGGUGAGUGUAACGGAUGUGAAAUGGCUAGCUAGUUAGCGGGUACGCGCUAGUAGCGUUUCAAUCAGUUACGUCACUUGCUCUGAAACCUAGAAGUAGUGUUGCUCCUUGCUCUGCAAGGGCCUUGGCCUUUGUGGAGCGAUGGGUAACGAUGCUUCGUGGGCGACCGUUGUUGAUGUGUGCAGAGGGUCCCUGGUUCGCGCCCGUGUCGGGGCGAGGGGACGACGUAAAGUUAUACUGUUACCUUGAUGCUGUUGACCCGGAUCACUGGUUACUGCGGAAAAGGAGGAGGUUGAAAGGGGGGUGAGUGUAACGGAUGUGAAAUGGCUAGCUAGUUAGCGGGUACGCGCUAGUAGCGUUUCAAUCAGUUACGUCACUUGCUCUGAAACCUAGAAGUAGUGUUGCUCCUUGCUCUGCAAGGGCCGCGGCCUUUGUGGAGCGAUGGGUAACGAUGCUUCGUGGGCGACCGUUGUUGAUGUGUGCAGAGGGUCCCUGGUUCGCGCCCGGGUCGGGGCGAGGGGACGCCAUAAAGCUAUACUGUUACAGAAGCAAAAGGCACUCUUCAUGGAAUGACCCAGCUGUCUCGCACACAUCACUAAGUUAUGCUUAUCUACGGUUUUCAUUUACACUCAACUCAGCAAAUACAGCAACAAGGUGUGGACAACAAAGCCAGGUGAUGGUGCCUCCCACCAACGCAGUGAAGGGACAGGAGGUGACACUGACCUGUAGCAACACCUGUACUCUGAGUGACAACCCCAACCCCACCUACAUCUGGUACAGGAAUGGACAACGUCUAGAUGAGCACAUUUCCCAACAAUACUCAAUCCACAAUUACUAUUCAGGCAGUUACUCCUGUGCUGUAAAAGGCUAUGAGGAUCUCCUCUCUCCUGCAGUGUGUGUUCUGGGUCAGAACUGUUUCAACGUGACUUACACCCAUCAGAGUAUCUGUGCUGUUAAGGGAUCAACAGUGGAACUGCCCUGCACAUAUCAACAUCCAAGUAAUCAUGUAGUCUCAGAACCAAACUGGUAUAUCCAAGAGAAAUGUAAUGAGGCACCUAAAAUCCUGAGCUCGGUGCCAGAGUAUGCAGGUCGUGCUGAGUACCUUGGAACUAAAAAGAAAGACUGCAACCUGAGAAUCACAGACCUGAGAGAGAGAGAUUCAGCUGAGUACAAGUUCAGAUUUAAAACACAGAAUGCGGAAUGGGGGUACAGCUUCCCUGGAACAACUCUGACUGUCACAGACCUGCAGGUGAAGGUGUCUUCCUCCACAGAGGAAAAGAAGAGAACACUGACCUGUAGCACCACCUGUCUUCUGACUGACAACCCCAACCCCACCUACAUCUGGUACAAGAACGGACAACAUCUCCAUGACCCUACUCCCCAACAAUACUCCUGUAAUACUCUAGUGGUCUGGUGUUACUCUACAGACAGUUACUCCUGUGCUGUAAAAGACCAUGAGGAUUUUCUCGCUCCUACAGUGUGUGUUCAUGGUCAGAGCUGUUUGAAUGUGACUUACACCAAGAGGAGUAUAUGUGCCUUGAAGGGGUCAGCAGUGGACAUUACCUGCACGUAUAGACAUCCCAGCUGGCACAACGUCACAGAAGUAUCCUGGUUCAACAAAUGGGAGUCUGGAGUUACUACAGAUCUAAGCCAGGACCCAGAGUAUGCAGGUCGUGUGAAGUACCUUCCAACUAUAGACAAGGACUCCACCCUGAGAAUCACAGACCUGAGAGAGAGUGACUCUGCUGAAUACAAGUUCAGAUUUACAACAACUGCAGUAAAAUGGGGAUACAGCUUCCCUGGAAUAACUCUGAAUGUCACAGACUUGCAGGUGAAGGAGACUCCUGGCACAGAGGAAGGGAAGGUGACACUGACCUGUAGCACCACCUGUACUCUGACUGAAAACACCACCUACAUCUGGUACAAGAACGGACAACUUCUCACCAACCCAAACACCCAAGAUAACUACCUCUACCUAGACCCAGUCAGCAGUGAGGACGCAGUCAGCUACUCCUGUAGAGUUAAAGACCUCCGUUCUCCUGUUACGUUCGUUGGGGAACCAACGUCUUUGAAGAAUGCAGUUGUAGGAAUCAUAGUGGUUAUUCUGAUUCUCAUAAUCUGUCUCUUUGGGUUCAUGUGGUUCAGGAAGAAGUUCUCCAAAUCCACCUCUGACACAAGAGACAGAAGAGAUACAGCAGAGAAUGGACCGAGAGACACUAAUCCAGUGUAUGACAACAUCUCAGGCAUGGCCAUGGCCAUGGCCCCUAUUGUAGCACAGAGAGCGAUCAUAGACGAGCAGGAUGACGUUACCUACGCCAUCAUCCAACACAGAAACCAGGAAGUGCCUCUGGACUCCACCGUCCCACUGUCUCACACCCAGAAACAGGACCAGGAUUGCCAGUACGCUACUGUGAAAUUCAACAGCCACAGUGCUGCUCAAUAGACAUUGGGCGGGAUUCAAUCCAAUCAUGGGUUAUAGGCAUUGUGGCUUUUAAUGAAAUUCAUGUUUUGAAAAAAUGCUUUAUAAUUCCUCAAUUAGAAUGACUUUGAUUUUGGCUUGAACUAUCCUUUUAAAUAAAAGUAUAGGCCAAACUGUUCAGUCCAUAUUCUACUGUUCUAUUAUGGUCAGAGGGGAUAAAAUGUAACGUCUGGAGAGUGAUGGGUGUGGAGUCAGACGCAGAGAGCAGAAGGUUGACGGGAAAAACGCUUUAAUGUCCUUUCGAAAUGUAACCAGUUACAAACAUGGGUGAAGCCCAAAACACAGGCGCAACAAACCCAAAACCAUAGUUACUCAAAUACCGGACAGCGAAAACCCAAAA